Molecule: messenger RNA, 2517 nt
Organism: Anneissia japonica
Lineage: Eukaryota; Metazoa; Echinodermata; Crinoidea; Comatulida; Comatulidae
Exons: 4
Coding region: 113-2104 (663 amino acids)
Source: RefSeq, a predicted model, not a curated record
CUUUAGCGCGGUCGCGUCAUCACAUGAACGCCACGAAAAAUUAACCUCAGAAAGUUGACGAGUUGGAACCAGAUAUUUUGUCGAAGAUCUGUUAUUAAGUAAUUUUAAUACAAUGACUGAAGAAGCAACAACGAUUGUUAUUUAUGAUGACAGCUUUCCAGCUAUUCGUAAUGAAACAGUAGAGACAACAGUUGCAACUGCUAUACUACAGGGUUUUGGAGAUUCUGCAAAGGCUAUUCAGUUGGAUGGAAAUAUUGAAACUGUUCAAGAAGAUGAUGAAGAGCAGAAAAAGGAAAAAAAGAGGAUUAAAUUUAAACAGAAGUGUUUGUUUUUUGAGGACUGCUCCAAAUCAUUUGAACAGCAGGCAGACGUCGUAGAUCAUCUGAUUGCAGAACAUGGAGUAGAGAGAGACCAUCUGCUUUUGGAGGAAUUUAACUCUAUUGAAGAUUUUAAAACUUGGAAAGAUCAUCUUGAGUUGGAUAACUAUGUUUAUUAUACAAGAAGAAAUAAGCAAGACAAACGCUUUGUGUAUUACUGUUGUAGAGAUGGUCAGCCAAAUCCAGAGGUAAAAAAAGACGGAGAAAUAUCUGUAGAUCAAGAAACAAAAACAACAUUACGUAAAACAAAACUUACCAAAAAAUAUGGCUUAACAUGUCCUUCUAAAAUGAUUGCCAGAAUGCUUGAUACAGGUAAAGUGGAACUGUUCUUUUACAAGAUCCAUAGUCAUCCGGUUGCUAUGGAGGACACUCGAAAUCAUCCAGUGCCUCAACUUCUCCGUCAGGAAUUAUAUGCCCAGUUUGCUUUAGACGCCACAGUGGAUGAGGUUUAUGAAAUGUUGCAUGGUAAGGAAACCACUGUAUAUCCUGUUUUCAAAGCUGUUAUUCGAGAUCUAAACAAACGGAGGCUUCGUAAGAUUGCAAAAGAUUUCCACGCAGAUUGCAACAUAAAUAAACAUUCAGGUAUGUGGAAUGCGAUAAAACAUUCAGCUCAAAUGGGACGAAUGGAAGGUCCAGUAGCCGCAGAAGAAAACAAAAAAUCAAAAUUGGUUUCUGUUCAGCAUAAACUUGAACAGUUAUAUCAUCUAUUAGAUGAGCCGGUUACGCAAAGCUUACUGUUGGAUUAUCUGGACUCUACAUUGUCAAAACUGUUGAAGGAAUGUUCUGCAGCAUUUGCAGUGUCUGAUUUCAAAUUCCCUCUGGAAGAUGAGUAUCUAAGAAAGUACGACAAACAAAAGCAAGGAGACAUAGAUAAGCACUGGGAAGAAGCUUUGGAGAGUAUGGACACGUUUGAAGGGAGUGAGCAUGAUGGCAAUUCUGGAAGUCUUGAUGACAGGUCUAGGGAGUUUGUUGCUCAGGAAGAGAACUUAAUGAAUCAGGGAGUUAAGCGAGAUAUUACAGAGAGUGAUAUGAAACAGCAAAUAAAAAGAACUUGCAGGAAUGAUAGAGAAAACAAUCAACCAAGAAUUGAUCCAAAUACAGGAAAGCCUGUAAUCAAAGUUAAGCAGAACCGGAAGAAGCUUUUCAACGUUCCACAGCGUCCAAGAUUUCCGGGUCUACCAAUGAGAACAUUGGAUGUUAUUCGGAGGAACCCAGAAGCAAUUCUUUCAUUAAACACAGACGCUUCUGAUUGUUCUGUCAACAAGGAUGCAAAUGCUACUUUACCACCAGGGAAUGAUAAUGGGGAGGACAGCUCGUCACACGUACCAAGUGAUAAUAAAAAAAAAGUAUCUGAAGCCAGCACUGGUGUAAAAGAGGUGUCAGAUGAUGGCAAAAAAAUUGAAUCAUUGCCAGAAUGCCAUGCGGCAGAAGAUGCCCAGCAGAAUACAAUUGGUCGUGAAGGCAUGUCAGGCAGUGUUACUGCAACAGAAGUAUUGGAACAGUUACAAUCUGAUGCAAAUCAGGUCCAAGAAGUAAUUCAAAUGGAGAUUGAAAAUAGUGAUGAGGCAUCUGUUCACUCUCAGCUGCUGGAAAUUGUUAACCUUGCAAAAGCAAUGGUAGAGGGUGAUUGCGCAAGCGAUCAAGUUAUCAUUGUGAAUGAAAAUUCUGACAUUCUGUCGGAUGUUAUUGAAGUUAGUGAAGAAAAAGAUGUGACCGAAAAGCAAUAAAAAAUAAAUUGUACCUUCACUUGGUGUCACUUCUCCUUCAUAGCCCAUUUCACAGGUGUGCAGACCCUAAAUUCCUCAUACUUGUAUAUCAGAGGAAUUAGUAAAUGAAAGUUUUGAUUGGUGUUACUACACAUUAUCGAGUCUAGAAUUAAGGAGGUUGUUGAAAUUUCUGCUAAUUCCUGAAUGCCAGCCUUUAAGAAUUUUAAAGAGGAAUACUAGAACAUUAUCCUGUAUGAACGUUAUUCAAAUUUAAGCUUUCCUUGAAGCUUAAGAAAACCCUUAUUAACAAUCAACUGCUGUAUUUUAUGCUUACAUAAUGAAUGUAUAUUUUCUUUAAUUGAGCACAAACCAAUUAGUCAUGGGUUUUAGAUAAAAUAUUCCAGUUUUAAGCUACGUUCAAAUCAAGCCCGGAC